This is a messenger RNA of Laetiporus sulphureus 93-53, 411 nucleotides long. RefSeq lists its product as uncharacterized. The record is from RefSeq and is a predicted model, not a curated record. The annotation marks the transcript as partial. NCBI's taxonomy places the organism in Eukaryota, Fungi, Basidiomycota, Agaricomycetes, Polyporales, Laetiporaceae. Gene Ontology annotation, molecular function: protein binding. The transcript has 2 exons.
GUCGAAGACACGAUCUUCAAGCUUCAUGCCGCAGUUCUCAAGAGUGCAAGCACAGUCUUUUCAGACAUGUUCGCACUCCCCGCAUCUGUUGAGAACAUGGAAUGCUCAGUAGAUGGCCUGAACGAGGACAAACCUAUAAUACUAUGCCAGGUUGCGGCACAGGAUUUCAGCUAUCUAUGCGACUUCCUUUAUCUUCACAAAACAUGGAUAUCCCCACCAUACGACGUGCGGUUUCUCAUUGCCGUCCUCGAACUAUCACAGAAGUGGGAGAUCACCAGCGGCGAGCAAUGGGCAACACAUUUUAUCAAAACAAUCGCUGAUACGAUCAAGCCAGCCCUACGGCUUCGAUUGGCAUGCGUGUACAACUUCCCAGAGUGGGUCCGGCCGGCUUUCAUGUUAUUGAUGUUCAGG